AUGAGAACCUUCCGAUAUGUGGCGUUGCUCGCAGCGGCGUCGUUUCUUUUGCUUCUGUACUACAUCUACCGAGUUGGGGACCGGCCCAAUUUGGGCGAGCAGGAUUCGGCUGACCGUCUCCCAAAUGGGCAAUCAAAGGCUGAUAUUAGAAGAAAAUCUUAUUCUAGUUCAUCGAAUGGCACCGAGAUCUCGGUGGUGGUGGUGGCAUGCAACGAAAGGCACAACGAAGCCCUCAAUAUGAUCAAGUCGGCAAUAAUGUUUAAUCGCAACCUAUACCCGCUACGCUUUGUGGUGAUAGCCGAGGAGAAGCUGAAACUAAAUUUCAUGGAAAAGUUGAAUGAUUGGCAAGAAAUGACCGACCGAAUAUUUACCUACGAAAUCCAUUCCCUAACAUUUCCUCGGGCCAAUAAGGAUGAAUGGAGGAAACUGUUUAAACCUUGCGCUGCGCAAAGACUGUUCCUGCCGUCACUAUUGCAACAUUUGGAUGCAGUGCUGUACGUAGAUUCCGAUACCGUAUUUCUGUCGCCAGUACAGGAAAUAUGGGCCAUGUUUCAGAGCUUCAACGCAACUCAGUUCGCGGGCAUGGCACCGGAGCAUGAAGAUACGAAUGCCGGAUGGUACAAUCGUUUCGCACGGCAUCCCUACUACGGAGAGCUAGGAGUGAACUCAGGUGUCAUGCUGAUGAACCUUACGCGAAUGCGAGACUUUCGCUGGGAGGAACACAUACUACCGAUAUAUCGCGAGUAUCGCUUACAGCUUGUGUGGGGCGAUCAGGAUAUACUGAACGUGUUGUUCCACUACAAUCCGGACCGGUUGUAUAUUUUUCCCUGCGAUUGGAACUAUCGCGCCGACCAUUGCAUGUACAUGAGCGUGUGCGAGGCUCCGGAUGGGGUGAAGAUCAUCCACGGCAAUAGAGGAUACUUCCAUUCGCGGGCACAGCCCAUUUUUAAUCUUAUCUACUCGACCAUCGAAGAGUUUACAUUUCGGACCGAUGUUUACAGCAACUUCAUACGCACAAUCGAAGAAUCGCUGGUGCUACCAAGCAACUCGAACUGUGAUAAACUGUUGGACAAAUUCUUGCAAGAUCCGCGCAAACAUUUCAAGGAGAAUCAAUACGAAGAGGUGACGUAG
Molecule: messenger RNA, 1131 nt
Organism: Anopheles marshallii
Lineage: Eukaryota; Metazoa; Arthropoda; Insecta; Diptera; Culicidae
Gene: shams
Product: glucoside xylosyltransferase 2
Exons: 3
Coding region: 1-1131 (376 amino acids)
Biological process (GO): protein O-linked glycosylation via N-acetylgalactosamine
Molecular function (GO): UDP-xylosyltransferase activity
Source: RefSeq, a predicted model, not a curated record